GGCCUAACCUGAUGAAAGUUGACAUCGGCCUGGUCGACAUGUCGUACACUGAAGUCAAACAGAUGGAAGGCUACCCAUGGUUGUCUCUGAUUGGUGAUAUUGGUGGAACACUUGGGCUGUGUCUGGGUGGAAGUGUGUUAACACUGGUGGAAAUUGUUGACGUCAUCGUCACGUGGGUUUUCUUCAGAGAUAAAGAUAAAUAUGAACACAAAACUGAAAUGGAGAAAGCACCAGACAAGGGCACAGAUGAACCAAUACACUGCCAGUCAUAAUGUUCCAAGUAGUCGGAAUGAUCACGGCAAUUUGAACUUGAAAUGGAGUGGAAAGCAUGUGUUUCUUGGCCGUGUCAAAUAGUUAUGUCAGUUGAUCUAUAGACCAAGUCUCCAAACAAAUUGGACAAAGUACUGUGACUAUGUGUCCAAGUCCAUCAAGCUGUGAAUGAGUACCUCGUAAGAAUGGGAAUGCUACUUGGCGCGCUGCACGAAUUGUAUGAUCCCCAGGGAGUUGAGAUUGAAACACCCGAUGUACCAUUGAGACUGACAUCCAAUUAUCGAGGGAAAAACAAAGCGCUUUGAGCAUGCAGGUAGAUGGGAUGGACUAUAGCGCUAUAUA
This is a messenger RNA of Haliotis rubra (blacklip abalone), 612 nucleotides long. RefSeq names its product acid-sensing ion channel 3-like. Gene Ontology annotation, biological process: sodium ion transport. Gene Ontology annotation, cellular component: membrane. NCBI's taxonomy places the organism in Eukaryota, Metazoa, Mollusca, Gastropoda, Lepetellida, Haliotidae. The record is from RefSeq and is a predicted model, not a curated record. Bases 12 to 272 code for a protein of 86 amino acids. Gene Ontology annotation, molecular function: sodium channel activity. The transcript has 3 exons.